Rhagoletis pomonella (apple maggot) is the source of this 420-nucleotide messenger RNA. RefSeq lists its product as uncharacterized. NCBI's taxonomy places the organism in Eukaryota, Metazoa, Arthropoda, Insecta, Diptera, Tephritidae. Bases 7 to 420 code for a protein of 137 amino acids. The transcript has a single exon. The record is from RefSeq and is a predicted model, not a curated record.
UGAAGUAUGACUUACUCCGGCAAGGUUGUAAUUGUAACCGGCGCUAGUUCCGGUAUUGGUGCUGCUACCGCCGAGCUGUUUGCAAAACAAGAUGCCAACAUUAGGGCCAAAGUGGUGCUGGUCGGACGUAAUGAGGCAAAUCUAACAGCAACUGAGGCGGCAUGCAAGGCAGCGAACAGCAGUGCUGAAUUGCUAAUUAUUAAGGCAGACAUAACGUUGGACGCAGAUCGCAUUAUCAAUACAGCCAUUGAGAAAUUCGGUAAAUUGGAUGUUUUAGUUAAUAAUGCUGGUAUACUAGCUGGGGGAAAUAUACUUGACAUCGAUGUGGAGCAAUUCGAUCAGAUAAUGCAUUUUCAAUAUACUUUUGUUCCCAUUUUAAGUCUAAACGUUGCUCCUUAUUUUCUUAAAACUGAUCCGUAA